Molecule: messenger RNA, 1269 nt
Organism: Elgaria multicarinata webbii
Lineage: Eukaryota; Metazoa; Chordata; Lepidosauria; Squamata; Anguidae
Gene: RBM48
Product: RNA binding motif protein 48
Exons: 5
Coding region: 53-1153 (366 amino acids)
Cellular component (GO): nucleoplasm
Molecular function (GO): nucleic acid binding
Source: RefSeq, a predicted model, not a curated record
UGAUGAUAGAUGAUGGUUGGGAUGUGCGACAAAAGAGAGAGGUGAUGGAAAGAUGGCGGCGGUCGCUGAGAUCAGUGAUGGGGGUGAGGUUGGCGGCGUCUAUCAGCACCACGCACAGCAAGCGAUAUGUGCCUCGCGUGCCAGGUAUCGCGAGGGGCGCAGGCCACGCGCGGUGAAGGUAUACACAGUCAACUUAGAAUCUCGAUAUUUGUUAGUACAAGGAGUUCCUGCCUUGGGGGUUAUGAAGGAAUUAGUUGAGCAAUUUGCAUUAUAUGGCACCAUUGAAGAAUAUAAUCCAUUAGAUGACUAUCCAGCAGAAGAAUUUACAGAAGUUUACCUGAUCAAGUUUCAAAAAAUACAGAGUGCAAGGAUAGCCAAAAGAAAACUGGAUGAACGGAGUUUCUUUGGCAGUUUGCUGCAUGUGUGCUAUGCUCCAGAAUUUGAGAGUGUACAAGAGACGAGAGAGAAAUUACAAAACAGAAGAAAGUAUAUAGCAAAAAUAACAAGUAACAAAGAGCAAUUGCUGGUGAAGAAGCAGGAUUCUAAUACAAGAUUUCAAAAGAACAUUCAGCUAGACACUUCUGGAUCAUAUACAACUGAGGCAGCCACUAGUAACUGGAAUCUACCCACAUGUGUUCAUGACCCUCGCCAAUCAUCCUGUUGUGAACUAUCAUUGAGAAGUACAUCAUCCCCCUCAGGAGAGCACAGUCAGAGUAUGUUAGCAGCACCUCAGUCUAUUAGUCACUGUACUAAAACAUAUGACUAUUUUAAUCAGAGGACAAUAAUAACUCAGAGUCUGCAGCAAGGAGUACAUAACACAUCAGCCUGCCAAAGAAAGCUUCCUUGUGAUAAUGGACUUGGAAGAUUCAUGCCCCGAACAACUCAGUUGCAGGAACGAAAGAGACGACGAGAUGAAGACAACAAACUUUCCCUUUUUGGAAGAGACAUUAAUAGUGAAGAAAUUAUUAUUGGUCCAAAGUUACCAGAAAUACCUAAAGUAGACAUGGAUGAUGACUCACUGAACACCUCAGCAAACUUCAUUCGUAAUAGACUAAAGGAGGUUGUGGUUCCUGUUCAGACUCCAGACCUAUCUGGAGGGAGUCCAGUGAAUAGUCAAACAAAACCAGUAGUGAAGCAGAGAAGACGAAUAUAAAUAUUCCAGAUAGCAUAUUCUAUGUAUUAAACAGAUAUGGCUCUGACUGCUUACACAACAACAUUGUAUGGGUUGAUCUGACAGUAAUAAAACAUUUUUGUACAUUCUAUUUAAUA